AUGCUUGAGCAGCUGGACAAUUGGGAAUAUGCGGGGGAUGAAUUUUUUAUUCAGACACUUUUGGCUUCAGACGAUCUAAAAGCACCAAAUGCCUUUACACAUAAAUGCAUUGAUCAAAAAAUUAGUGUGCCAUACAACAUUUGGGAAUUUGAGCACAAAGACAAAUGUUAUAGUAAAAAUUUUCGUCAUUAUAGUUGUGUAUUUGGAAUAGAUGAUUUGUGGCACAAUUUCCACAACUCAAAAUAUUUAUUUGUCAAUAAAAUGAUGCCACAAUCCGAUUUUGGAGCGAUUAUUUGUUGGCAUGAAGAGAUGAGGAGGAGGAAUAUUUUAGAAAACCGAGUAAAAAAAUUAAAUUUAACGAUAUAUCGAAAUUGGCCUCAGGCGAGUUUUUUUUGAAAAAAAUGUU
This is a messenger RNA of Meloidogyne enterolobii, 406 nucleotides long. NCBI's taxonomy places the organism in Eukaryota, Metazoa, Nematoda, Chromadorea, Rhabditida, Meloidogynidae. The record is from the annotation of a GenBank genome assembly.